This is a messenger RNA of Linum trigynum, 2503 nucleotides long. The record is from the annotation of a GenBank genome assembly. NCBI's taxonomy places the organism in Eukaryota, Viridiplantae, Streptophyta, Magnoliopsida, Malpighiales, Linaceae.
AAACAAUAUAGCAUCCAAAACUUCAUACAAGAAAGAUCCUAACACAUGGAACUAGGGUUCCUCAAAACCUAAGUGAAGGGAAGUUACUCCAUAGAGAAGAGAGAGACUGCAGAAAUCUGAUCUGGAUCUUCAAUCUACAUCUCCAAGCUUGAUUCCCGAGCUCCAAUGGCUAAGAAAUCCUCCAAAAUAGCUCCAAGAAUGUUCCCAAGCCGCUCUCUCUCUAGGGUUCGUCCCUUGGGUGUUUGGGAACCAAAACCUAGCUCUCUCCCUCUCCUUUGGCUCGAAAUUGGCUUAAAACCAGAAAUUCCCGACUCACACGACCAGGCCACACGGCCUUGUGACUUUCCCAACUGCCCGUGUGAGUGUCCAAACGCGGCAUUUCGAUUAGUGGGCAACCAGGCAAGCUGCACGGGCAGAGGCCACACGGCCGUGUGGCUUUUACUGAGCCUUCACACGACCACAAGGGGCCCCUACACGGCCGUGUGAGGUGCAAUGGUGCCCGUGUGGCUUCCCAGCUUCUCGCCAAACGUCCAAACUUCGUCCAAUCGACCCCAAACUCGUUCCUAAACCUUCAUUCACGUACUAGGACGUGAAAUAUCACAAACAAGAACAACCUAGCGUGAAAUCAGCCUAAAACACGAGAAUCAACAUCUCAAAUGGCUCAAGAAUAGGGGUAAAAACAUGUGUAAUUAUUGGUCUAUCAUUGCACUUGGCCACUUUCUAGUGUGACGGCAGAGGCGUGUCAAGUUUUUGGCCCCGUUGCCGGGGACUUUCUAUAUUAUUAGGAAAGGCAGAAGUUUGUUACUUUAGCAUUUUUCUUUUCUUUUCCACCCUUGCUUUUCACUUGGGUGUUUUUGUUUUUGUUGGUGCAGUUCUGAAUCAUGGAUCCUCAUGGCUUCUCCAACCAUGGGGGUAUCCAACACCGUCCGAGUGGUAUUACCCCGAGACUUCCUGGAGCAAUCAAGGAGGAGAAGGCUAUGGAUUCGGGUUCUAGUACCAACCCCCUUACUAUGGAGAACAACCGGACCCUUGGACAUUUCAAGAACAGUAUCCUUAUGAAGAAGAAUUCCUCCCACAACCAGAAGGGCCAUCGGAGCUGGAGUUAGCCCCGACGGCCUUCAUGGGCCAAUUUGCAGAGCCAUGCUAUACUCCACGACCAGAUUCAAACUAUGAAUUGAGGCUUCUCGUGGAGCAGUUUGCUCGGGACAUCGAGAGACGCAAUCGCAAGAUGAACCUCUUUUUCCCAUCUUUUGCUCCUCCUAACUCUUCAUCCCUUCGUGAAUCGGAGGAGACUGUUCCACACUCAUCAAAGCAAACAGAGCGGAUUCAGCAAGUUUGUGCACAACUUGCUCAAGAUCACCCUUCUGCUACCAUACUAGAAGAGGAGGAGGAAGACGAAGGCUAUAAGGACAUUGUGGAGCAAACAGAAGUUGUCACAGAGAGCUCCCGUGAAGAUCAUGAUCAAGAAUGUUCUGUUGUAGCCGACCACACCUUCCUACAUCCCACACCGAUAUUUGAAGAGGUGGGCUUGAGCAAGGAGAUGCAAGAUGAUCUCAUGAAAGAAAUUGCUUGGCAACUUGAUCUCCAAUCCGUGGUAGAAGAAGAAGAGCGAGAAAGGAUGAGGAAAGAAGUUGGGGAGGAUGACGGAAGUGAAUUAGAGGAAGUUCUUGAUCUUUUCCGAAUGGAGGAAUUAAAUUAUGAAGAAGGAAGGGGGGUUGAAGAAGCAAUUGGCGUCCAGGAUGGGGACGAAGUUGAGGUGGAAGAGGCUUGCACUGGCCUUAUGUUGCAAGUAAUAUCCCCACCAAACUUCAAGGAACUGCUUAGCAAAAACCCAUUUGCAGUGUCUCUUUGCCAGACCAAGGCCACAUCAACAUCGGUCCCUCUUGGUGGACGCGAUGGUGGUCAAUCGAUGUUGUCAUAUCUGGUUUGGGGCAAUGAGACGAGAGAAGAGAAAAAGAGGUCUCGAGGGUGGAGACUUCAUCUACAUCAAAUGCAUGAGCUUCCAUCACCUGUCAUAUCACAUGUUCGUGACUUGAGACUCCACCUCAUCUAUAGACCCAGAAUUGCAGAGACCAUUUGCUGUAAAGGAAUGUUGUUGCUAGAACAAAUCUUCAGCUCCUGCACUACUUUAAGUAAGACUUGGAAGGGAUAAACUAUUCUACCUGCACCAUACAAUCGAGAACAUAUUUCUCUCCAUAUAAGCACCACACAUAAACCAUAAUAGCCUACCAAUCUUGGCUGCUACUCUAUUGACAACCCAUCUAAAGACAACCAAUUUAGUUGAGUCUGCCAAUCCGAGAAAGAGGGCUAACUACAAAUCUUCUGAAGCACAAUUUGCAACACUGCAUUUCUUUAAGAACACACAUUAAAGAGAUGAUCUCUACUCUCAAGUCUAUCUGGGCAUAACACACGGUUGCUAUCACAAGACAUGCCCCAACUUAAUAGCUUGUCCUUAGUUGCGACUCUGUGCAGUAUACCAACCAAAUAAGUGUACUAUGCUUAG